AUGGGAUUCGUUUUUUUUAUUAAUAUUGCUUGAUUUUGGAUGUGGUGGGUUCCACUUUUUUUUUUUAAUACUGGUUGGUAUUUAAUAUGGGGCCCAAUUUUUUUUUUAAUAUUAGUUGUUGUUUAAUAUAUAUGGGCCCACAAUUUUUUUUGCCUGAUUCUGUUAAUAUGGGGUCCACUUUUUUUUCCCGUGAGUUUGGAUGUGGUGGGUUUCACUUUUUUUUUUUUUUUUUAAUACUGGUUGGUGUUUAAUAUGGGCCCAUAAUUUUUUUUAACAUUAUUUAUUUUUUUAAUAUGGGAUUCACUUUUCUUUUUAAUAUUGCUUGAUUUUGUUAAUAUGGAGUCCACUUUUUUUCCCGUGAGUUUGGAUGUGGUGUGUUCCAUUUUUUUUUUAAUAUUGGUUGGUGUUUAAUAUAGGGCCCACAAUUUUUUUUAAAUAUUAGUUAUUGUUUAAUAUAUAUGUGGUCCACAAUUAUUUUUUAUGGGCCUGUUUAAUAUGGGCCCAAAAGUUUUUUUUAACAUUGUUUGUUUUUUUAAUAUGGGAUUAACUUUUUUUUUAAUAUUGCUUGAUUUUGUUAAUAUGGGGUCCAUUUUUUUUAAUACUGGUUGGUGUUUAAUAUGAGACCCAUAAUUUUUUUUUUAAUAUUAGUUGUUCUUUAAUAUAUAUGGGGCCCACAAUUUUUUUUGCCUGAUUCUGUUAAUAUGGGGUCCACUUUUUUUUUCCCGUGAGUUUGGAUGUGGUGAGUUCCACUUUUUUUCUUCUCUUUUUUUUUUUAAUACUGGUUGGUGUUUAAUAUGGGCCCCACAAUUUUUUUUUUAAACAUUGUUUGUUUUUUAAAUAUGAGAUUCACUUUUUUUUUUAAUAUUGCUUGAUUUUGUUAAUAUGGGUUUCACUUUUUUUUUUUUAAUACUGGUUGGUGUUUAAUAUGGGGCCCAUAAUUUUUCUUAAAAUAUUAGUUGUUGUUUAAUAAUAUGGGGUCCACAUUUUUUUUUUUUUUACAAUUUUAUUUUUGGAUGUGGUGGGUUUCACUUUUUUUUUUUUUUUUUUUUAAUAUUGGUUGAUGUUUAAUAUGGGCUCACAAUUUUUUUUAACAUUGUUUUUUUUUUAAUAUUGCUUGAUUUUGUUAAUAUGGGGUCCACUUUUUUUUCACGGGAUGUGGUGGGUUCCACUUUUUUUUUUUUAUAAUACUGGUUGAUAUUUAAUAUGGGGCCCAUAAUUUUUUAAAAAUAUUAGUUGUUGUUUAACUUAUAUGAGAUUCAUAAUUUUUUUUUUAGGGCCUAUUUAAUAUGGGGCUCAAAAGUUUUUUUUUAAUUUUAAUGGAGCCAUCAACGACGAACAAGGACCCAACUCGUGCUUCUAAUAAAGUAGUAAUAGAUGCCGUGCAAUUCUUUCGUAGGUAGUCACAUAUCCCUCUUCGGACAACUUUGUUGAGUUGCUCUAUGAAUGUUUUCUGUAAAGAAAUUGGUAACAGCCAGCUUUGUCAUAUGAGAUUGUAAAUUGUUUGUGGUGUUUUAACUAUCUACGUACAAAACAAGGCACAAAUUAAUACAAUUAAAAUUCAUCCUGAGAGUAUUGUAUUUAAAUCGUGAUGAUUUGCCUUGCUGUUAGAGAACGAAUAUAGUAGAAAUUUUGAAGCUGUAUAUUGUAGAUGGGUAAGAAAAUUCAAAAUUGUCUCUUAACACUGGUAGUUUAUCAAAUAUUAUAUAUAAGAACUUUAUAUUUUUAGACAUCAAUUUGAAAUACGGAAUGUUAGUGACGAAAUUACUGCUGAGGUGAACACACUGAAUAUAAUGCAUGCAUCGUCAUUAACUUUGUUGCUGUUCUCAUUAAAAUUAACUGAAGAUGAGCUCAGCCAGUGGCGGAAUUAGUAAUUGCAUUAAGGAGAAUCGAAAUAUAAAAAAGUAAAGAGAAGCUAAGAUCUACAUAUACAGUGCAAUUUUUCGAUGAAAGGGUGUCGAUUGACUUCCCUUGGACAAGAAUACUUCCGUUAUUGGCUUUAGCCCUGAAAGACCAAAAAUUCACCUUAAAUCUUGAUUUAUUUAUGGAAGAAAAUUUAGAAUUUGUUACAGAUUUCCUUUGUUUUACUUUCCACUCUUCCUUUUCGAAAGGAAAGUAGCGUUACAAUUAAAUAGUUAUUGCGUAUAGGGCAUUUUUCUUUCUAUAUUUCUAUUCAUGUGAUGCAUAUAAUUACUUUAUACCACUAGUAUUUGUGCAUAUGAAAUUUAUUUACGCUCGAUGUUUAGGCCAAAUUGGUGAAUACAUGAUAUAUUUCUUCUUCAGAAAGGCACUUAACUACAAUUAAUUAAUGUGUAUUACCAUUUCAAUUUUUCUUAUAACCAUGAUAAAUUAAUAUAGUUUCAUGUGAAUGUUGGUUGUGAUGGGGUAAAGUAUUUUCAUAUCUUGACUCUUCCAUUCAGUCAAAUAAAAUGUAUUAGAUUAAUUCAGGAGAAGCUGUUUCUAACAUUCCAAGUGUUGUUGAAAAAGUCUCUGAUAAAUGUCAAAUGGAUCAUUCUAUGCGUAUUUUACCUAAACAAGGCAUUAACAAGUUGAAUAUGUAAAAGUCGUGCCCAAAAUUUGGUAACGUGAGAAGGCAAGUUUUCUAACCAAACUCACAACUUCAUUCAUCAUACGUUAAAAAGUACACAUGACAGUUAUUCCAGUUAUAAAUUAGCAACAACUUUUUUUGCAAACUUGCUACUUUCGUCUCUCUCUUCAAAGAAACGCAAGUCUUUCACAUAUCAAAACUAACCUAAGAAAAAAAAAAAAAAAAACUAAGCCCUAAAUUUGCUCAUUUUGUUUUGUGAUACGCACAGCUUGCUUGCAAAUUUUUGUUGCUUCCACAUUAUACUAAGGAAGCCCUAAUCUAAUCUGUCCUGAGGUAUUUUCAAUAGCUUUGUUUUGUUUCCUUCAUAUUUUCUUAUUUGUUUUGUGUUCAAGCAAAAACAAAGCCAAGAUUUUUUGCCAAUUCAAGUUUUACUAUAUGGUGGAAGAAGGUAAUUUGGUGCAACAAGAGAUGGAAAGUUAAAAAAAAAAAUUGAAGUUAAGGGAAAGAUGGAGCUAAAGAGUACUGUAAAUGAAUUUGGAGAUGGGGUUUCAUGGUAUAGAGGAGCAAUGCUAGGGAAAGGAAGUUUUGGGUAUGUUUAUUUGACAAAUUUGAAGAACCCCAAGUCGAAAAAUCGAUACUUGCCAUCAGUUAUGGCUGUGAAAUCUGCUGAAGUUUCAGUUUCAGGUUCAAUUCAGAAGGAAAGGGAAGUUCUCAACAACAUCAAGGGUUGUCCUUACAUAAUUCGCUGUUUUGGUGAUGAAACUACAACUGGUAAGAAUGGUAUGAUGACUUAUAACUUAUUGCUCGAGUAUGGUUCUGGUGGAAACCUAGCUGAUAGGAUCAAGAAUUUAGGGAACAAAGGGUUGCCUGAAUUUGAGGUAAGGUCUUAUACUAGGUCUAUGCUUAGAGGGUUGAAUCGUAUUCGCGCGAUUGGUUAUGUUCAUUGUGAUAUGAAACCUGAAAAUAUCCUGCUUGUGUCGAAUUCUAGCAAGGGAAGUAGUACUGAAUUUAGGGCGAAAAUUGGUGAUUUGGGAUUGGCUAAGAGAGAAAAUCAGAGUAAAAAGAGGAGAUUGGAGCCUUAUUGGAGAGGUACUCCAAUGUACUUGUCACCCGAAGCUAUAACUGAUAAUGUACAAGAGUCUCCUGCUGAUAUAUGGGCUUUAGGGUGUAUUGUGCUUGAGAUGUUAACUGGAAAACCUCCGUGGGAUCGGAAGGAAGAUAUGGUUGCCGAGGAUGUACUAAGAAAGAUUGGGGAAGGGCAUGAAUUGCCUGAAAUUCCAGGGGAUUUUUCUACGGAAGCAAAAAAAUUCCUGAAGGGUUGUUUCGUGAGGAACUCGAGGUAUAGAUUGACAGCUGAAAUGCUGUUAAUACAUCCAUUUGUUGAGGGUUUAAAUGAUGAUGAUGGAGUUGAAGAACUAGAGGAGGUUGAAGAUAUAAAUGAAGUUGAUUCUAUGCAAUUGGUUACUGACACUGACGAUGAAUUUUGCUAUUCUCAAGAAGAUUGGAGUUGCAUAUCUGAAGAGGACGACUGCCUCGGUUACUGGUCGGAAGAUGACACGAUUACGGAGGAUGAAAUGACCUCUUAUAUUUCUGAAGAAGAGAUAUUAAAAGUAGAAGAAAGGAUGAGCAUUAGAAGCUCUAGCAUUGAUAGUGGUUUUAGUAGUAUGAUUGAUACAUCAAUGUGGGUAUCUUCACGGAAUCCAUCAACAAAUUCGUCAAAAUGUCCAUUAAAAUUUACAAUUCCUGCAGGUGUCUAGCAUUAGGUGGUAGGGUGGAAAUAUGAUUCAUUUAUUCCUUAUUUGUCUACACUCUCUGUAGAUCCUAUGCAACUCAAAUUGACUGAAGUUUAAUAAUAUGUUAUUAUUCUUAUACU
Molecule: messenger RNA, 4418 nt
Organism: Lycium barbarum (goji berry)
Lineage: Eukaryota; Viridiplantae; Streptophyta; Magnoliopsida; Solanales; Solanaceae
Product: mitogen-activated protein kinase kinase kinase 20-like
Exons: 1
Coding region: 3052-4302 (416 amino acids)
Biological process (GO): protein phosphorylation
Molecular function (GO): protein kinase activity; ATP binding
Source: RefSeq, a predicted model, not a curated record